Messenger RNA from Cucurbita pepo subsp. pepo (vegetable marrow), 1854 nucleotides. Its product is annotated as E3 ubiquitin-protein ligase HAKAI homolog. The record is from RefSeq and is a predicted model, not a curated record. NCBI's taxonomy places the organism in Eukaryota, Viridiplantae, Streptophyta, Magnoliopsida, Cucurbitales, Cucurbitaceae. Gene Ontology annotation, molecular function: ubiquitin protein ligase activity. Gene Ontology annotation, biological process: regulation of cell adhesion; protein ubiquitination.
AUCCCUUGUUCUAUUUGGGAGAAAAUAAGCGGAAGGCGAACGGGGAGACUGUGCGGAGGAAGCGAAUCAGAUAGCUCCUGCUUCGCCAAUUGGGUUUCUGGAGAGGGAGGCAACUAGUUUCAUUCUUGUUUGGGGAAAGAGGUGAAGGAGAUAGAAAUAUGCUUCAGAUCCGGCUUAGCAAAGUUCCACAGGCUGAAGGUGGUGCUGGGGCAGUGAAGCCCUCGCCGGCGGAGUCUGUGACGGUCGCAUGCCCUGACCACCUCGUUCUUGCUGAUCUCCCUGUAGCAAAAGGCAUUGGUGCGGCUACCGCUGCUUCCAUUGUCAAGUCUGUGGGUCGCAGGUCUCGCCGUCAGCUUGGAGAACGAGUUCAUUUUUGUGUCAGAUGCGACUUUCCUAUUGCAAUUUAUGGUCGCCUGAGUCCCUGUGAGCAUGCCUUCUGUCUUGAUUGUGCAAGAAGCGAUUCUUUGUGCUACCUUUGUGAUGACCGCAUCCAGAAGAUUCAAACUAUAAAAAUGAUGGAGGGGAUCUUCAUUUGUGCAGCCCCACACUGUCUCAAGUCUUUUCUAAAGAGGACUGAUUUCGAAUCUCAUAUACACGAGAGCCAUGCUGACCUUCUUAAGCCAAAUGCAGAGAAGGAAGAUGGAAAUGAAAUUGAGGCCCAUAGUGCUAAACAAUCUACAGCUUCUGAGACGUCAGUCCGAGGUCCAUUGAGACCACUCAUAUCUCCAGGUUCCAAUUCCCAGCCACAAGAACGUGAAGAAAAAUUUCAUCGACAACAAUCUAGAGACCAACCUAGAUCUGGCAUGCAGCAAAAGCAAGCGCCAAUUUUGGGUCAGAACCAAAACAAUACAUCUGAGUCUCAACAAGACAGCGGCCAUUCACAAGGCUUCGAUAGACAUGGUCCUCAUGGCCGUUUUCCCCCUCAAAACUUUGACGCACAGGGUGCUCCACAUCAGGAGUCCGGUCAGUUUUCAGAGAAACAGCAAGGAAUUCUAUCCGACACUCCAUAUUCUCAGUAUCCUCCUUUGCAACCAAUUCCGCCACCAAAUUAUGUGGUUCCACCUAACUCUAAUCCAAUGUUGACCCCCCCUCUACCAUUUGGUUAUCCUCCUUUUCCAGUUGAGGGAGCUCAACAAUAUUACAGUACACCCUAUGAAGUGCCACGGCAGGACACUGCAGCAGCAGAGACUGGAUCCGAGCAAGGGUCACUGCUAGGCUUUCCACCAGGUGCAGCAGGAGGAAUGAAUUUCUCAGCAACUUAUCCGCACCCUUGGAAUGCUGGACAAGCCGGUAUUCCUUAUGAUCAUGCUGCUGGAGGUCAAGGAAUGCCCGAUGCUUUUGCUAAUACGCCUGAUUCUCAAGGAAAACAUGGAUUUUAUCCAGGAGAUUAUAGACGCAGCCCUGGAGGCAUGCCUGUGAAUUCUACUGUCUCGUCUAUGGCCAACAAAGGGAUGGAUCAGGGGCAUGCAUCAGGUAGUACGAUGGACCUAAGGGAUGGUAAAGGUAUAUUGGCACCACAGCCUCUAAUACAAUUGCCCCCACCCCCACGACCCCCACCGUUCUUGUCGCAUAACAAGCGGGGUAAGUUUUAUCCAGGAGAUAUGGAUCAUGAUGGGCAAAACCUUGGAUGGCAGAAUGACAACCAUAGCCGAGAUAGCUUUGGAAGUGGCCAAGACUGAUGAUUUUUCCAUGGCUCGUUCUGUGUUUCCUUUGCUGUAUACUUCCAGCCAUUGUUUUGAUCAAAUUUGCAUCAGCGUUAGAAUGUCUGUAUAUUUGAACUUGAUGCUUAAUGGGAAAGUUCUUCCCUUAGAGGACUUUUUGAGUAUAAAUAGUCAUUUGAGAUGUUGAGAUCAA